Plasmodium vinckei vinckei is the source of this 1218-nucleotide messenger RNA. Its product is annotated as DnaJ protein, putative. The transcript has 5 exons. The record is from RefSeq and is a predicted model, not a curated record. Lineage: Eukaryota; Apicomplexa; Aconoidasida; Haemosporida; Plasmodiidae. The coding region runs from base 1 to 1218 and encodes 405 amino acids.
AUGGUUAUAAAUCAGGGAACUAGAAAAUGUCAAAACAAUGAAAUACUAACUAGCAAUAAAAAAAAUAAUAAUGAAAUAUGCUCAUGUAAAAUAAAUUUAUACGAUAAUAUAAUUGACUUAACAAAGGUUGAAAGUUCCAAUGAAAAAAAUACUAUUUUGGAAAAAAAAAAAAAAGACUACAUAAAACCAGAUAAUGAUAAUUCAGUAGAAAUUAAAAACGUACCAAUAUCAAAAAAAAACCAAACAGGAUUAACAAAAAAAACAAAUAAAACUAACAACAAUGCUAGAAAUACAUGUGAUGGUACUUGUCACACAUCCAAUGUUAGUUACGUUAUGAAAAGGACAAUAAAUAGAAUAAAAAAUGUCUCAAACAAUCAUCAAAACAUAUUAAAAAAUAAUGGAUUUAAAACAAAAUUUUUUAAUAAAAUAUAUAAUGCAGAAGAAGUAUAUAAAAUGAAUUUAGAUUAUGAUAGUAGUCUAUCUAAUAUACAAAAAAAAGAAAAUGAAAAAACGAAAAUGUUAUAUUUUAAAUAUUAUAAAUGCUUAUUUUGUGUAGAUGAAAAAGAUAUUGAACAUUUCUGUUUUAAAAAAUUUGAUAAUGAUUUGUCAACUAACUAUUGUAAACCUUGUAAAAAAUUUUUAAAAUUAAUCAUAUCCCAUGGAAUGAAAUAUAAAGGAAAAUUAAUUAAUCUAAAUUUUAUCAAUCCUGAAAUACAAAAUAUUACAUUUACAUAUAAAUGCAAUAAACACCAUAUGUUCCAUAUAUCCUUAUUUCAUAUUGCUCAUAAUUUAUGGUGUCCCAACGAUUAUUGUUUAUUUGAGUGCCGAAAUAAAAGUGUUAAGAAUUAUUCAUCAGAGUUUUUUCGUUUAAAAGAAUUGGAUACUAUGGAAAAACAAAAAAAUAUAUUCUUACAAGCCAAGAUAUAUUGCUUAUUUAAUUCUCAUGGGGCUAUUCCAGACACAAAAAAAAAUGAACAAUCUAGCUAUUCUGGUGACGUUGACAGAAUUAUAAGAAAUGCCAACAAUCCCUGGGAAGUCCUACAAAUAAGCAAAUAUUUCCAAAAUUCUACGUCCACAAAAGAAGAGAUUAAAAAAAUAGCAAAAAAAAAUUAUUAUAGUUUAGCUUUGAAAGUCCAUCCAGACAAAAAUAAAAAUAAUAAUGCCCCAUUGGCAAUGAACAUUUUAACGAAUUCCAUGAAGACAAUUAUGUCUAUAUAA